This is a messenger RNA of Pararge aegeria (speckled wood butterfly), 981 nucleotides long. It is a transcript of the gene eEF1delta, whose product is annotated as probable elongation factor 1-delta. The coding region runs from base 158 to 940 and encodes 260 amino acids. Gene Ontology annotation, molecular function: guanyl-nucleotide exchange factor activity; translation elongation factor activity. Gene Ontology annotation, biological process: translational elongation. The record is from RefSeq and is a predicted model, not a curated record. Gene Ontology annotation, cellular component: cytosol; eukaryotic translation elongation factor 1 complex. The transcript has 7 exons. NCBI's taxonomy places the organism in Eukaryota, Metazoa, Arthropoda, Insecta, Lepidoptera, Nymphalidae.
UCUUUGGUGUCCUCUCUGACUCUAUAACUUUAGUCUUUCUCGAUUUCAUUUUCAAGCUUCAAGUUUCACUUUCGAGUCUUCCUCAUUGGUACUCUUGAUAGGUUGGUUCAUUCUUUCCGGAAUUUAUUUGAAAAAUUGCCAACAACUUUCUAUAAACAUGUCUGCCCUUGCAAAUGAAAAAGUUUGGCUUGAAAAAACUAUCUACACUGAUGCAGAACGCAAUUAUUAUGAAUCACUAUCAAAGGGUAACCAAGCUUCUCCAGUUGUAACAGGGUCAGUUUUAGCCAGUGAAGUAGCUAAAGCAAGGCAACACAUUAAAAACUCUCUGGAAUGUAUGGAUAGCGUCGCUGUAUUGGCUGGAGUUCCAAACACUGAAAUCAGUAAUAAAAUAAACACUUUAGAAAAUGAAAAUUCUGAACUGAAAAAGGCUGUUGAUGAUCUACGCAAACUAGUUAUUAGCCUGCAAGUGAGAGUUGAGUCAUUGGAAACUGCAGGUUCCAGCAAUUCAAAACUACCUAAGAUAAUAACAGCUGCUAAGGUAUCAGAUGACUCUGAUGAUGGAGUUGAUUUAUUUGGAUCAGAUGAUGAAGAGGAAAACGCAGAGGCAGCUAAGCUAAGAGAAGAUCGGCUUGCAGCAUAUAAUGCUAAGAAAGCUAAAAAACCUGUUCUAAUUGCAAAAUCCAAUAUUAUAUUAGAUGUUAAACCAUGGGAUGAUGAAACAGAUAUGAAAGCAAUGGAAGAUGCUGUAAGAAAGAUCACUACUGACGGUUUGCUAUGGGGUGCAGCAAAACUUGUUCCUUUGGCUUUUGGUAUCAAGAAACUGCAAAUAUCUUGUGUAGUUGAAGAUGAAAAGAUAUCAGUUGAUUGGCUUACUGAAGAAAUCGAAAAGCUGGAAGACCUUGUGCAAAGUGUUGAUAUAGCUGCAUUCAAUAAGGUGUAACGAAGAGAACAACUUUUUAUUUUAUUAAAUUUUAGAGCUAC